CCGAGGAGGUCCCCCGUCCAACGGCGCCAAUUUAAUGGAUCCGACCAUCGGUUGGUACCAACCGGAGCAGUACGGCCCCGCCAAGGACCUUUGGUUGCAUAUCUGGGAGGCUGAGAAGGGCCUCGACGUCCUCACCCUGCGUAACGACGCGAACACGAGUAACGCGAUGGGCGUGCGGCUGCAACAAGACGGGCGGACCACGACGACGACGACGGCGGCGGCGGCAGCGACUGCGGCGACGAUCGCGGCCGGCAUCAUGCCGUUAUCCAACGCCAACACCGGCACCAGCGGCAACGGCAACGGCAGUGGUAACGGCGGUAAUGCCAGCAGUAGUAGCAGCACCAGCAGUAGCAACAACAAUAGCAAUAGCAGCAACAAUAGCAACGGUAGCAACGGCCGGGCCGCGUCCGCUGUUCACGGCACUGCCGCCGGCAACGGAAACGGCGAGCACCGCGUGCCCCUCAACGCCGGCAACUUCUAUUACAAUCCGUCCCGCAGGAAAGGCGACAAUCGGGCGAGCACCUACGGCAUGAAUUACAAUUACGAUGCUCUUGUGGGCGAGUACGGCGGCUGUCCUUGGCGCGUGCCGGACAAACACUACUCCAAGGGGGUGAUAGGAUUACACGAGGAAAUAGAAGAUUUUUUUGCAUACAUGUGCCCCUCGCACGAAGAGCAUGUAUUAAGAUUGACAGUUGUAAAAAGAAUAGAAAGUGUAAUUUAUGAUCUCUGGCCAGAUUCGAAAGUUGAAGUAUUUGGUAGCUUUCGCACUGGUUUAUAUUUGCCUACGAGUGAUAUAGAUUUGGUAGUAAUAGGAAUGUGGACAAAUCUUCCAUUGCGUACUUUGGAACGUGCUUUGCUAGAUCAAAAUAUUGCUGAGCCAUCAUCUAUAAAAGUGUUGGACAAGGCCAGUGUACCGAUUGUCAAACUGACUGAUAAGGAGAGUGAGAUUAAAGUGGACAUUAGUUUCAACAUGAACAAUGGUGUCAAAUCUGCCGAGUUAAUAAAUUCUUUUAAGAAGCAAUAUCCAGUUCUGGAGAAGCUAGUCAUGGUGUUGAAGCAGUUUCUAUUGCAAAGAGAUCUUAACGAAGUGUUCACCGGUGGUAUAUCCUCAUACAGUUUAAUACUCAUGACUAUCAGUUUUUUACAAUUACAUCCGAGAAAGGAUAUUCAUUGUCCAAACACCAACCUGGGAGUAUUGUUAAUUGAAUUUCUAGAGCUAUAUGGUAGAAAGUUCAACUAUGUUAAGACUGGCAUACGCGUAAAGGAUGGUGGUCUUUAUAUAUCUAAAGAGGAGAUUCAACGAGAUAUGAUAGAUGGUCAUCGACCAUCCCUGUUGUGUAUAGAAGAUCCGCUCACACCCGGAAACGAUAUCGGCCGUAGUAGUUACGGUGCUUUGUAUGUAAAGAGUGCAUUUAAUUGGGCCUAUUGUAUUCUCUCUCAAGCGGCCAAUCCCUCAAAUAUCUUAAUCAAUGACGCCAGUAAAGUAAGCAUACUGGGAAGAAUAAUCCGCGUGACUGAUGAAGUAAUAGAAUAUCGUAAAUGGAUUAAAGACACAUUCCUCUUACCCAUAAGCGAAGGAGAUUCUCUGUCAAGUUCAACUGGUUCUGAUGCGUCCACUCUUUCAGCUCCCGCCAGUGAUACGGACUCCGAGUGUAGUCGUGGCAAUUCUCCAAACACUGGUGGGAAGAAUGAAAACGACAAAAACAAAGAUAGGCACUUUUAUAAUAGUCACCAAAUCCACAGUUAUUCUGGAAGAAAAGCAUUCAAAACAACCACUCACGCCAGUCACCAACAGAGCUUCAAAGGCAGCUAUAAUCGCAUCAACAACAAUAUAGUUGGUCAGAACAAGACCAAGCACGCACUCCACAGUAAUGGAAACAACAACAACAAUAAUAAUAACAAUACUAGUCACAGUCCAAGCUCUAGGCCAAACUCGAUGAAGAGGAAGAAGCAGUGUACGAUGCAACGUGGAACCGGAGAUUGUGUACGGUGAUGAAACGUGCACGAUAAUUUUGGACAUUACUUCCGUCACUUAAGUAGCGAGCUCAAUAUCAUAACUGUGUGAUAGAAAGACAGCGAUUAAUAAUCGGUCAUGUAAUAACUGAACAUCCUACGCGACUUCACUUUCAGUUUCAGUUUCUCUGUACAGAAGGGCACAACGGUUUACGGUUCUGAGAGAACCAACAAUUUGAAAAAUUUAUGAUUCUUGUGCAAAACAAGACUGCCCAUACAAGCAGUAGCUAUACAUAUAUAUACAUAUUUCUUAUUGUUUUCCCAUUUACCAGAAUCAUAUUUUUUGCUCUGUAUGCAAAAGUUUAAGAAUUUAAGUCUUUAAAAAUUAAAGACGUACGAAUUUCUAAUCGAGAAUCGAGAUAAGAUCCAUUUCGCUUUCACGGUUCGUUGCAUAAGUUAUAAACGGUACCCAGUGUAAUAAUAUUUUAUUAAUUAUCUCAUCUAUAAGAAAAAAAAUCUGAAAAUUAUCAUUACCAUCGUCGAAUAGUAAUUGUGUUCACGGCCAUGAUGAGUAACAUAUUGUAAUUUAAAAGUACGAAUAGUAUACAGACGAUAAGUUGUAGUUUUUCUCAACACAUAAAAAACUGUAAAACACGCUAAUAGUGACAACAAAAAACUUAGUUUUCUAUACGAAACUAUAUUCUUAUAACAAGGUGACAGCAAAUUUGGUGAUAUUGGGACUUAUCUAGUGUACAUAUUGUAAUAUACAACAUAUAGAGAAGUAAGUCUAAGAGUUACCUAUUGAAUUCUUUUUUAACUUAUAAAUAUUUAAAAUAGUGAUUACAUUAUUAUAGUGAUUUUAUCAUAACAAUUUGUGAAUGGAGCCAUAUCUAUUUAAAACUAUAAAUUUUUUUGUUUUUUUUUUUCUCUAUAAAGUAUAAGUAUAUUGUUGUUGAAAGAUUUUGGUAUGUUUUUCAGAUUUUAAUAAAAUUACAGGUUUACAAGUACGAUGGUUAAAAAAAAAUAAAUUUUGAAUAAUAUUUUUAAAAAGUAGCUUAUUAUUGAGAUCGAGUGAUGACAACGCUUCGAAUCUUCACAGUCUAUUUCGUAGCAACAAUUUUUUUUCUUUUGCAAAUUAGCUUUAUCUACUUUUUUGUACAAAGAGACGCCAGUUUUUUCAUGUUAGCAUAAUUCUUAAUAUCCUCUGAACAAUGAUGUAUUAUUUUUAUAUCAGAUAAUUGAAACAAAACACAUGUUUGUAUUAUACAAAGGGAGAAGAAAACGAAGAAUCUGAUAUUUAUGAAUCUUACAUUGCAUUUUAUGAAAACUUAUGUAUAUGACAAUACGCGAAAAGGCCUUGACAUUACUUAAAAGCUCCGUACGUUACGUUCGUCGAUCGUGGUAGGCAUAGUUCACUUUCACAUAUUACAUUCCGUUGACGCAAUAAUUAAUAAUACAAAAUAGAAUGAGUUUACUCUGCAACAAAUCUCUUUGAUGACAUCAGAUCAAAAUCCCUUUCAGGUGCUACUGCAUUUUUGUGUUCAACGAUUUUUUAAAUGUGCGAUGUAAAGAUUUAUCUCUUGUAACUCUUUAAUUUAGCCACGUAAAAUGAGGAUGUUUAGCUCUGAUAUAUCUUUUUAAAUUAUAUAUAACACCCAGUAUUCCGUGUAUAUUAUUUAACUUAAAGCUCUUUCAUAUGUAAUAUUGUACGCUGUGAUUGAAUUUAAUAAUUAAAUUGUCAAUUGCUUAAAGAUAUAUAUAAAUAUAUAUAAAUAAUUUAAAUGUUAUUGUAAAGCAUUAUAUAAAGCCAUACUACAUUUUUAAAACUAUGUAAACUAUUAUUAUCGAUUAGUGAUCCUAAACAAAUUACGUGUUUUUUAUAAAUAUCAGAAUUUCGUAAUCAUUGAAAGUUUGAUAACGAAACUUCGUGAUCACUCAUAUUUAUCGAAUUUAUCGAGACUUACCGGACCGUCUGUAAAAAAAAUCCGCAAAAAAAUGAAAAAAAAGUUUAAUAAAUAUGAAUGAUGCCGAUA
Molecule: messenger RNA, 3986 nt
Organism: Solenopsis invicta (red fire ant)
Lineage: Eukaryota; Metazoa; Arthropoda; Insecta; Hymenoptera; Formicidae
Product: terminal nucleotidyltransferase 4B
Exons: 9
Coding region: 35-1993 (652 amino acids)
Biological process (GO): RNA 3'-end processing
Cellular component (GO): TRAMP complex; nucleolus
Molecular function (GO): poly(A) RNA polymerase activity; mRNA binding
Source: RefSeq, a predicted model, not a curated record